AUGUGGACAGGGUGUGGUCAUGGCGUAUUGUUUACUGUGGCGCUGAUCGCCCCGUGUGCUCGGGGUAAAGACCCACACAGAAAAGUGGUAAAAAUGGGAACCUCAGAUGCCACAGGAUCACUUUCUUCUGCCAGUCCCCAUCUCCAUCAGCACCACAUCAGCUGGUCCAAGGUUGUGAGGUCAUGUGAACAUCUGGCCCCUCUACUGUGUUUUCUGAGGAUCUUCUUGGCUCUGGGGCUGAUGGGAUUGAGGAUCAUGUGA
This is a messenger RNA of Knipowitschia caucasica, 261 nucleotides long. The record is from the annotation of a GenBank genome assembly. NCBI's taxonomy places the organism in Eukaryota, Metazoa, Chordata, Actinopteri, Gobiiformes, Gobiidae.